This is a messenger RNA of Mesorhabditis spiculigera, 2115 nucleotides long. Lineage: Eukaryota; Metazoa; Nematoda; Chromadorea; Rhabditida; Rhabditidae. The record is from the annotation of a GenBank genome assembly.
AUGUGGCGCCUUUCGGAGCGGUUGAUCCAUCUGGGCCAUCUCAAAUUCAGACGGCCCCUGCGCUUCGCGCGCCCCGUGUCGACGAGCCGCCCGCGCGGCGAGGGCCAAAAGGUGUUCCCGCCACCGCCGGAUGUCGCGAAGCGGGCCCACAUCGGACAACUCGACGAAUAUCACCGCCUGUAUCGGGAAUCCAUUGAAGAUCCCGGGAAAUUCUGGCGGAACAUCGCCGAGGAAUUGCAUUUUGAGAAGAGGAGCGACAAGGGCCUCGAGUCGAACAUGGACUACCGGUUCGCGCCCGUCUUCGCCCGGUUCAUGGCCGGCUCGACGACCAACAUCGCGUUCAACUGCCUCGAGCGGAACAUCCAGCGCGGGUUGGGCGAUCGUGUGGCGUACUAUUGGGAGGGGAACGAGCCGGCCGACCGCCAAUCCAUCACCUACGCACAGCUACAUCAACAGGUGAUGAACUUCUCGGCGGUGCUGCGCGGGCACGGCGUCAAGAACGGAGAUGUCGUCGCCAUCUACUUGCCCAUGGUGCUCGAGCUGGCCGUGGCGAUGCUGGCGUGCGCCCGAAUCGGUGCCCUCCACAGCGUCGUGUUUGCCGGCUUCUCCGCCGAGUCGCUCGCCACGCGCAUCGUCGAUGCAAAAUGUGGGGUGAUCGUGACGGCGGACGGGUUCUUCCGCGGCGCCAAGCGCGUCGCGCUGAAGCCGAUCGUCGACGAGGCGCUGCGCAUUGCAAAAGGCGGAGGGCACGACGUGACAUCGGCGAUUGUCGUCCAACAUUUGCGACGCGUCACCCCGCCGGAGGGGCACGACAUCGAGCAGCAGGAGACCCGGUGCGGCGGCGGGCGGCACGAGUUCAUCUACGACGUCGAGAUGGACAAGUACAGGGGCGUCGAGUCGCCGGUGGAGUGGGUCGACGCUGAGCAGCCGCUUUUCGUGCUCUACACCAGCGGUUCGACGGGCAAACCGAAGGGCAUCCUCCACACGACGGCCGGCUACAUGACAUACACGUACGCCACGGCCAAGUACAACUUUGACCUGCACGCCGAUCGACCCGAAGAUGUCUACUGGUGCACAGCGGACUGUGGCUGGAUCACGGGCCACUCGUACCUCGUCUACGGCCCGCUCCUCAACGGCGCCACGUCCGUGUUCUUCGAGGGCAUCCCAUCCCACCCCGAUCCCUCCCGGCUGUGGCGCGUCACCGAGCAGUACGGCGUCACCCGGCUCUACACCUCACCCACCGCCAUCCGCGCACUAAUGACCUCCGGUGAUGAAUGGGUGCGGAAACACGACUGCAAGUCCCUGAAAAUCCUGGGCACCGUCGGCGAGCCGAUCAACCCGGCCGCGUGGCUGUGGAUGCACGACGUCGUCGGCGAGGGGGGCCGCUGCUCGGUCGUCGACACGUACUGGCAGACCGAGACGGGUGGUCACAUGAUUGCCCCGCUGCCGGGCGCCGUGCCCCAGAAGCCCGGCUCGGCGACGUUGCCCUGCUUCGGCGUGCAGCCCGUACUGCUCGACGACGCCGGCAAGGUCGUUGAGGGCGCGGGCGAGGGCAAUCUGUGCUUUGGGCGUGCGUGGCCGGGGAUGCUGCGCGGCGUCUACGGGGACAAGGAAAGAUUCCUGAGCACCUACAUGAAGCCCUUCCCUGGGUAUUACUUCACUGGCGAUGGGGCGAGGAGGGAUGAGGAUGGAUAUCUGUGGAUUACGGGACGCGUGGACGACCUGAUGAACGUGGGCGGGCAUCUGCUGAGCACCGCCGAGAUUGAGGGCGCCCUCACGCAACACCAAAAGGUGGCCGAGGCAGCCGUGGUGGCGGCCCCCGACCCGGUGAAGGGCAGUCAGCCGUACGCCUUCGUGACGCUGAAGGCCGACCACGAGAUGGACGACCGACUGCUCGGCGAACUGCGCCAACUUGUGCGCGACAAGAUCGGCGCGAUUGCCCAGCCGGGCACCAUCCAGCUGGCCCCCGGCCUGCCGAAGACGCGCAGCGGAAAAGUGACGCGGCGGAUUCUGCGGAAAAUCGCCGAGGGGGCAGAUGGGGGAUUCGGGGACACGACGACCCUCGUGGAUGAGACCGUCAUUCAGCAGCUGAUCGACGGCCGCAGCAAGACGUCG